AUGUUGCGUUCAAUUGCCCUUCGCCACGCCCGCCAGGCGGCCCGUGUGUCGGGCUCCGUCGCCAGAAUCCAACCGGUAGCGUUUAAAUCGACCAUCCAGCAGGAAUUGGACAAGGCCAACGAAGAGACUAAGAAGUACGCCCGUGACCUCGACAAGGCCGAGCACCGGCUUGAGAUUGCUCAGCAGAAAGCCCGGCAAGACUUGGAGCUGGCCGCCGACGAUUUCGACGAGGCCAACAUAAAGGAAGGCAACCGCAUUGCUGACGAGCUUGAGGCGGUUCAGACAAAGAAGAGAGCUUUACACGAAGAGUGGGAGGCGAAGAAGGACCGCGCCGAGGCGCUGUUUGAAGAAGCUAACCGCAAGGCGGGUGACCGUCUUGCUGGCGAUAUCGACGCCAUUGAGAAGCAGAAGGAGCAGUGGAAGGACAGGACCACCGAAAACUUGAGCGACGCUAAGCGGGCGGCGCACCAAUUGGGCAAGGAUUGGAACGAGGCGGCGCAGGAGACCAAGGAGAACUUACAGCAAAACGCCCAGAACGCUAAGCAAGCGUUCCAGCAAAAGGCGGGUGAAGCUGAAAGAGAUUUUCACCGGGCCAAGAACGAAGCCAAGGACCACGCCGAAGCCACCUGGGAACAGACGAAGGCCAAGGCCGCUGAUGCCGCUGAAAACGCUAAGUCGACUGCCGAGCAAUUGAAGGAGAAUGUGGCUGAAGGUGCCAAAUACGUCAACAAGAAGGCGGGUGAAGUCGUCGACGAUACCGUCCUUGAACCCAUCGAACAAGCUAACAAGAAGGCGGGAGAGUUGAAGCAGAAGGCGGCUCAAGGCGCUGACCAAGUGGCAGAGGGUGCCAAGUAUGUCAACAAGAAGGCCGGCGAGGUUGUUGAUGAGAACGUGCUUGAGCCCAUCGACGAGGCCAACAAGAAGGGGUUCUGGGCGUGGCUCACCGGCGGCAGCAGCAAGAAGUAA
This is a messenger RNA of Diutina rugosa, 966 nucleotides long. RefSeq names its product Asr2p (gene ASR2). Lineage: Eukaryota; Fungi; Ascomycota; Pichiomycetes; Serinales; Debaryomycetaceae. The record is from RefSeq and is a predicted model, not a curated record. The transcript has a single exon. The coding region runs from base 1 to 966 and encodes 321 amino acids.